Messenger RNA from Mucor mucedo, 1374 nucleotides. RefSeq lists its product as uncharacterized. The record is from RefSeq and is a predicted model, not a curated record. Bases 68 to 1105 code for a protein of 345 amino acids. Lineage: Eukaryota; Fungi; Mucoromycota; Mucoromycetes; Mucorales; Mucoraceae. The transcript has a single exon.
UUUUCAUUUUUCAUUUUUUUCCUUUUUUUUUUUUUCUUCUUUUUUUUUCUUCUCUCUUAAAAAUACAAUGGUCUUUUCAUCGAAAAUCUCACGCAUAAAGUCUGUUCGUCUUGGAUUCAAAAGCAAGACAGAAACAACGUCAUCAUCACCACCACCGACAAGACGUGAAUAUAAUCCCUCUUCACCGGCAAGUAACAAAGUAGCCAGUUUUUCUGAAACGUUACUCGUUAUUUCCAAGGAGGCCAAAAACACAGAAUUCGAUGAUGUAUUCGAUAGCUUCUUCUUUAGUGACAAACGUUGUCAAAACCGUGCACUUUACAUGGCAGCCAGAUUAAAGGGAGGUUUGGACGGAAUCAUUAAUCCAAUUCGACCCAGUUCCAGUUACGGUACUUUAGUGGAAUUACAACAGCCAUUGGUAUUGGCCCCAUCUCAUUCAACACCACUAAAAUCAACACCAUCGUCAUCGGUAGAUGGAUUUUGGCGUAUGGUAGCUCAUAGAUUAUACACGUUAAAUUAUAUUUUAUUUGUUUUACCUUCAGACUCGAAAUCUCGUAUUGAAUUUUUAAAUAAAAUGGAAGCAAAUCUAUCCAGGAUUGGUGAUGGAAACGAAAUACAUAGAAGAGGUGGAAUGGAAGCACAUUUUGCUAUAAGAUAUGCGUUAGAUCAUAAGAGACCUAAACGACGCAAGACAUUGUUGGAGGAUGCUUUCGAACUGGAAAAGCGAAAUGGUGGAAAUGUUGCUGGCGCUGUACUACCGACCACCGGCCUGGAUGAGAUCAAUAAAACAAACUCGCUUGUGGAAAAAGCAAGAAUCAUCAUCGAACAGUGUUUAGAAAGUGAAUCAAAAUUAAGCAAUUCAGAAAAGGAUGCAAUGUAUAUAUUUCACAGUAUGAGAAACGGUUUACAUGGUGCAUUCGAACCUCAUAUUGAAUUAGAAGAAGACAGAAAUUUACGUCAUAGAUUAAAAAGAACAGUUGACCAAAAUAACCAAGUUUUAAAAAAUCCGUUUGAAGAUGAAGAUUGCAUCGUAACAGAAGAUGACAGUAAUAAGUCUUCAAGAGAAGUAGAUAGUGGUUUUUAUGAUGGCUGGGCCAUAUCAGCAUAGACAACGAAAUAAUUAUUUAAAUAAAAAAAUCAAACAGCCAUCGUUCCCCCAACCCACCCCUCUCUCUCCCCUUAAUUCUGUAUUCUUUCCUUUUUCACAAGUAUUCUUAUACUACGGGUCAAAUUAAUUACUCAAGAUAUUUAAUUUACUUGCCAACACCCCUUUCUUUCAUUAUUAUUAAGAAAACAAAAAAAAAAAACUCUCAAGUUACACCAUGUCUUUGCCUGUCGUCAUCGUUACAAUGUCAUCAUGCACGCUAAAAGGCGAGA